Molecule: messenger RNA, 721 nt
Organism: Ochlerotatus camptorhynchus
Lineage: Eukaryota; Metazoa; Arthropoda; Insecta; Diptera; Culicidae
Exons: 2
Coding region: 35-721 (228 amino acids)
Source: RefSeq, a predicted model, not a curated record
UUUUUAAUUAUCCAAAUUUAACGGUAACGAAAAUAUGUCCAGUUCAGAGUCGGAAGAUGAAAACAUCAAAAAAUUUCUGGAAGCCGCUGAUACAACCUUAAUCAAUGAUGCAAUGUUUCAGAAAGAUCCGGAUCUAGGUCACUCAAAAAGUUCAGCAAAACCAGUUGACGGCCUAAAGUCGAACCGUUAUUUGGUAGAAGAGAAUGUUUUCCAAAGCGAAAUCAACGUUACAGAGUCUAUGAAGAAGUUUAUCGGCAAGAAGCUGUCUAUGAUCAUCGAUCAGAAAAUUACUUUCGUUGAUUUAAACAACCAAACCGUACGAAAAUCAGGCAAGUCAUUAAAAAACUAUGGCGUCAAACUGUUACGUGAGUGCGAUUCGCAAUUGAAGGCCACGGAUAUUGAGGAGAGCCCUGUCACGAUCCCUAGAAAUAAAAGGAUGAAACAAAUAAGGAAGCGGACGGUUGAACCGAAUGACAGAAAUGAAAAAGAAAAACUUAGCCUAGCUGCAAUUGAGCCAAACGCCAUUCUAGUAUCAACAAAAUACUGGACCAACCGACCAAAGGCAACUCUUUACGAAUACAAAACAAAUGGUUCAAUGAACAUUAUUCAAGAAGCUCCAUCAGAAUUUACACAAUUGAAGCGCAGGAAUAAUUGGGAUGCGACGAAAAUAGCAACAUAUCGGAAGAAGUCCGACAAUGUUCGUUUAUUGUACUCCAGAUGA